Homarus americanus (American lobster) is the source of this 3273-nucleotide messenger RNA. RefSeq lists its product as uncharacterized. Lineage: Eukaryota; Metazoa; Arthropoda; Malacostraca; Decapoda; Nephropidae. The coding region runs from base 335 to 2044 and encodes 569 amino acids. The record is from RefSeq and is a predicted model, not a curated record. The transcript is spliced from 8 exons.
CCUCUUCAGUAAUCCAGCGACCUCUCUGUUACGCGCGUGGUGAAGGGAAAGGAAAGAACGUCACCGGCCGGAUCCUAGAGCCGUGGUAUAUAGUCGUCGUGUGCCCGCCAGCUACAGUCUAGUUGCUCGUGAACACUCGUGGUGUGAGGUUUGUGUCGCUCCUCCUGUACUUUCUCGCUCUUGUGAAUCUCGAGGAUAUUCCAAAGUUCGCUUUUGGAAAAAACAAAAGAGUGAAUAUUUCUAUUUAUACCUCGUGGAAGUGUUGAUCAUAUCACAAGGUUGGUGUCUACUUAACUACGACUCUCUUAUCUAACUACGGCUGUGCAGGAUCAAGAUGAGAGCGACAAUGGCACUGCUGCUGGUGGUGGGAAGCCUCGUCAGCUUCACACAGGGCCAGACGUAUGAUGACCAGAACGCCCUCGACUCAGCCUCCCUUCCUGUCGAGCAUCGAGGAGGAGAUAUUUAUGGACCCUCCUUAGGAGGCCCAGGAUCACAUCUAGGAGGAACUGGACCCCUACAAACAGGCCCUGACGACCCCUGGCCCCUUGCUCAGCCCGAUAUGAACACCAUCAAGAACCUCCAGGUCCAGUGUGAGAAGUCCUUCAUGCGUGUGUCAGUGGAGUUCGACCGCCCCUUCUACGGGAUGAUCUUCAGCAAGGGUUACUACAGUGACCAGAGCUGUGUCCACGUUCAACCUGGGACUGGUCGCCUUCAGGCACAGUUCGACAUCUACCUCAACAGCUGCGGGAUGACCUCUACCGCCAGCAACGCCAACUACGGCCAACCCACACCCUCAGGAACCUUCAUUGAGAACACAGUCAUAAUCCAAUACGACCCGUUGGUACAAGAGGUGUGGGAUGCCGCAAGGAAGCUCCGUUGCACCUGGUACGACUACUACGAGAAGUCUGUUACCUUCAGACCAUUCCAGGUUGACAUGUUGAAUGCUGUCACUGCCAACUUCCUGGGUGACAACCUACAGUGUUGGAUGCAGAUCCAGGUGGGCAAGGGUCCCUGGGCCUCUGAGGUUUCCGGUAUUGUCAAAAUCGGCCAAACUAUGACCAUGGUUCUAGCCAUCAAGGACGACGAGAAUAAGUUUGACAUGAUGGUGCGUAACUGUGUGGCUCACGACGGGAAGAGGGCGCCCAUACAGCUGGUGGACGAGCGCGGCUGUGUCACUCGACCCAAGAUAAUGGGACGCUUCCAGAAAGUCAAAAAUUUCGGCUCUUCUGCAUCUGUGGUGUCUUAUGCCUACUUCCAAGCAUUUAAAUUCCCCGACAGCAUGAACGUGCACUUCCAAUGUGUAAUUCAGGUAUGCCGCUACAACUGCCCUGAACCACAGUGUGACGGCGGCAGUGGGGUCUAUCAGGGUGCCCCAAGCAAUAGAGUCAACAACGUUGUUGGGCUCCCCGACCCCCGUAGCCCCACCAAGCAGGCUCUGUCUAGUGAAGCAAUCCCAGUAGCUUCACCACAGACUGCCCAGAGCAAGUCUGGCGAUGGAGUCCCAGGAGACGUUGCUGGUGGUAAUCCCCUCCCUGUCCCUGUCAGCGUCCCUAUCCAACCUGUCCUUGUGAACCUCCCAGGAAAUUCUUACUCUCAAGUCAACCGCCAGGGAUCUUCCUUGGACAGCGCUGGUCGACCUCGUUCUCUGGAUCAUGAAGACUUAGACGAGGAUGUUGAGGAAGAAAGCCGCGUGCGUCGCUCAGCGGUGCUUCAUGUUUAUCGUCGUGCUGCUCAAGAGAUGACUGACGUGUCCACUGCUCGGGUCAUCCAGGUCGUGGCUCCUGGCGAUGUUGCCUUCAACCUAAAUUCUGCAAAUGAGACAGUUGUAAUUUCUGAAAUGCUUGAUGAUGCAUCCAACAUAUGUAUGUCUGCGACUGGUUUCGCAGCAGGUCUUGUUAUGUUGCUGCUUGUCCUUACUAUUGCCUGCUUAGUGGCUUGUUUCCUCUACACUCGUGUGCGAACCUUUAACGCUAAAGGCGGCGUCACCACCUUCGUGCAGGGAUUCGACAACCCCGAGUUCGUCAAGGUGGCGGGCGGUAACUGAGCCACACGACCACCACGAACUCUGCACUGUGCCAUAACGCCGCCCCGACCCCCAACACCAGGGCGCAGGUGUUGUUCAUGCCUGCGCACUCCUCAACUGUUCCUUCACUGCCAGCCGCGGUGCUGACGCCUCGACCACCGCCGCUCACACCCGACGGACGUGUGUGACGGUGGUCCGGGCAAGGGUGGUGACGGCCUCUCCAACGGUGGUUCAUCUCUGUUAGCUCACAUUUUCACUUUUGUUCCUAAGCUGUCCCUCCAUGACUUAAUUCCUCCUUACUGCGCCUCCUUCUGGUCCCCCCCACACAGUCCGUAGCUCGAGUAAAGUGACUUGUAGUGAGCAGCACACAGUCAACUUGUACAUUUGUGCUGCACAAACACCUCCAUUACCAGCUUCACAUAUUAACACAAGGACUUCUACAGUCUCGUUUCUCAGUAACUCAAGCACAUUAUAGCUUUAUAUUUAAGUUACCAAAGCCUGGACUGUCUACCAAGCCACGGGGAGACACAGGUAGGCCAGGCAGACUCCUGAGCUGGCAAUGUUUCCCCGGGCGUCUUGCCCGACGGUUCCUCACACUCACGCGCUCACUCGUGCUUCUUAUGGGGGUCUUGUUUCAUUUUCCUUUUAUUUGUUCGUUAUAUAAGUUAAAAUGUUAUUAAUAACUGGAAUUAGCUGGCCUUAUUCCACAUUAUUUAUGACCUGUUUAGCACAUGGAUUUGCAGACUGAGCACCUUGUAAACGUUCACCUACUUCAGUGUAUAUUAUGAGAGAUACAAGCCAAUGAGGAGAGUCUUCUUUCCUUCACUAGUAGAUGUAUAACAGUAAGACGUCGUGUACAGCUGUGUGACCAUCAUCUUGCUCGCCACACACUCACCUCCACCACCAUCCUUCCUCGUGCACUUGGCUGAGGCCUUAGAAAGAGACUUGUGUCCAUGAGCAUACUGUAGUUAAUGAUAUGAAAUAACAGACAUUUUUUUUACGGAGCAUUAGUAUGUAGCACUCGUGUGUGUGUGUGAGUUUUGUUAACUUACUUAAGUGUUGUUUUGAUAUUGUACAUUGAAGCAGCCAAGCAAAGCAGUCCUCACCGCUCCCCCUCGCCAGGUCUUCCCAGAUCUGGGAGACUUCCUGUGGGUAUUUCUUUCUCCAUUAUUUAUUGUAAAUAUUUAAGUAUAUUUAUUAGUUCAAUGUAAUAUUUAUUUGUAAAUCUGUAAUAAAGUAAUAAAAAAUAA